AGCAACACUUCGAGAUCUAACUCCAGUCCAGAACCCAGAAACCUCAAACUUUGCUUCUUCCAGUUCUUGGAUUAGUUCUCAUAUGAGGUUAGCUUAACAUACAUCAACCAAUGUCAAUCUCAACUAUAAACAAGAGGGUCCGGCGGGUGCCUCGUCUACCCUCUCCGGCCAAGAUUAAUUUCAACUUGAGCAAGAUACAGAGGAUUAGUGAGCCUGGGUCAAACAUUGUAGACCGAAUCAGUGCCUUACCAGAUGAGAUUCUUGUGAACAUAGUGGCCUUCUUGCCACUAGAUGAAGCACAGGCCACAAGUAUUCUUUCUAGGCGAUGGCAUCAUAUAUGGAAGUUUUCCGUGGAGGAAACUAUGACUCUCAACUUUGAUGCCGAUAAACAUUUGUCCAAUUUCGCAUCCCGGGAAGAGUUGUCAAUUCGUCAAUAUGUCUUCUGGGUGGAUACCGUGGUGAACCAGUAUAGAGGCCGAAAGUUGAAGCAGUUCAGGGUUUGUUAUGAUUUGGACAGCAAAUUUUCAACUUCUAUUGAUGCAUGGAUCCGGUUUGCAAUGACAAAGGGAGUUGAAAUGCUUGAGUUAGACUUGUUAGAAUAUGGCGUUUCUCGUCGUUGGGAGCAUCCAAUAUAUUCGUUUCCCAACAGAGAUUUAGGCAUUGGCAAUUGGAAGCACAUCUGUUCUGAUGUUCCUAGGUUAAGUCCUAGUUCAUACAUUGGCUUUAAGUCCCUUAAAGUUCUUAGUUUGAAAUGUGUUGACGUGGAUGGACAAGUUAUUGAGUACAUGUUGUCUAACUGUCCAGUUCUUGAACGAUUGUCACUAGUUUACUCCUCAAAUUUGGUUAGUCUGAGAGUUGCAGGUCCGUCAAUUGCAUUGAAGUACUUAGAAGUACGAGGAUGUGCUAAACUUGAGAGCGUUGAGAUCCGUGACACAAACCUUGUUUCUUUUGUUUAUUACGGAGAUGAGAUACACCUAAUAAUUAGAAACGUACCACUCCUUGUUGAGGUAUCAAUUUGUGAGUCUUGCCAUGAUGAUUACAUACAAGUUGUGUUCACCCAACUCGCAUGCUGUUUUUCUCAACUAAAGAUUUUGAAGCUAAUUGAUGUCAUACUGCCCUACAAGAGGAAUCCUGUAUUUCCUAUAUUCACAAAUCUCAAGCACUUGGAACUAAGAUUUGAUGCAGAUGAUGAUUGCAUUCUUCUUCAUCUAUCUUCUUUUAUUAAGGCAUCCCCUUGCUUGCACAAACUUGUGCUGGAGUUGUACCCUCUAAUAUAUCAAAGGGUAACAGAACUUAAAAAAGCUGCCAAAUUUACCCAUGAUUGCCUAAGGGUAGUGGAAAUAUUUGGAUAUCAAGGACUCAAAUGUGAUUGUGAGUUGGUCAAGUUCUUGGAGGAGAUUGCUGUGAAUUUGGAAGAAAUUGUUACUGAUGCUGCUCAUCCUGCUGAACGACAUUACUGUUUCCCUAAACACAGACGAAAGCCAGCAAUUGAAGAGGUGGUGAGGAUAGAUGAGUCAAUUUAUGAUUCUGGUAAAAUGCUGAAGAAAGCAGUCCUUCGACUUAGGAAUUGAUUCUUUAGGAGAGUGAAGCGGUGAACUUGCUUAAGUUAUCUAUAGACAUCAACCGUUAGAUAUUGAAGUCUUAAAUUCUUGAUGUCAAUGAAGCUCAAAUUGGUGUUUCGUAUAUAGUAGAAAGUCAAGGUUUUUGAUUUGGUUGUUGCUGAUGGGUCUUGGAUUCGGGUUCCAUACUUGUAAGCAGCGAAGGAGCUCUGGCGAGAGAAGAGCGGUGUAUUGAUUAUGUGAUGGUUCAUUAUUGAUUAUGUGAUUAUGUGGUGGCUUUCUUCUGGAAAGGUCUCAUGCUUGACUUGCAAAAAGGGCUCAGCUUUUUAUGGGUUUUGCUUGAGAGAAGAAGGAAACGUUCUGUGCUGUAGUCUGGUGAUCCAAUGUAAAAAAUUCAGGAGGUUGCUUGACGUGUAAUAUAAACUGGGCUGGAGGAAUAAUCGGACAGAGUUGGACAUCGUUUCAAAUGAAGCUUGAAGCUUGGCCCGGUGUCUUGUAACUAAUGUUGGUAAUAUGUCUAGAUACAAAUGCUGAUGUAGUUAGCAAGCAACGCAAAUGCU
Argentina anserina (silverweed cinquefoil) is the source of this 2119-nucleotide messenger RNA. Its product is annotated as FBD-associated F-box protein At4g10400-like. The transcript has 4 exons. Bases 111 to 1571 code for a protein of 486 amino acids. Gene Ontology annotation, molecular function: protein binding. Lineage: Eukaryota; Viridiplantae; Streptophyta; Magnoliopsida; Rosales; Rosaceae. The record is from RefSeq and is a predicted model, not a curated record.